Molecule: messenger RNA, 2230 nt
Organism: Chrysoperla carnea
Lineage: Eukaryota; Metazoa; Arthropoda; Insecta; Neuroptera; Chrysopidae
Gene: Naprt
Product: nicotinate phosphoribosyltransferase
Exons: 8
Coding region: 169-2124 (651 amino acids)
Biological process (GO): NAD+ biosynthetic process
Molecular function (GO): nicotinate phosphoribosyltransferase activity
Source: RefSeq, a predicted model, not a curated record
AUCGCAUAUUAAUAUGUAGUAAAAAUUUUCAUAGUGUUGACUAUUUUAUAAAAGAAAUUGUAUUUGAAAAUUGACAAUCAUUAAUAAUCAUCAAUUGUACUCUUGUAUAUUGAAAAGUGUUAAGUUUCUUUGGAUUCCAAUACAAAAGAAAAUCGAAAGAUAAGAAAAAUGGAUAAUGUAAAUGAAAAUCGAAUACAUAAUGGGGUUGUUCAACCAUUACUUACAGAUAUGUAUCAAAUAACGAUGGCCUAUGGAUAUUGGAUGAGUGGAAAAAUCAAUGAUCAUGCAGUAUUCGAUUUAUUCUUUCGGAAGAAUCCAUUUCAGGGUGAAUUCACAAUAUUCGCUGGUCUGGCUGAAUGUAUGAAAUUUUUAAAAAAUUUUCAUUAUAACGACAGUGAUAUUGAAUAUUUAAAACGAACAUUAAGUAAUAAAAUCAAUCCAGAAUUUUUUGUAUUUUUACGACAAUUAACGGCAAAAGAUGUGACCGUAUAUGCAAUUGAUGAAGGUUCUGUCGUCUUUCCACGUGUGCCUUUACUUAGGGUUGAAGGUCCAUUAAUUAUAGUACAAUUAUUAGAAACAACUUUAUUAAAUUUAGUCAAUUAUGCUAGUUUAGUUGCUACAAAUGCAGCUCGUUAUAGAUUAGCCAGUGGCCAACAUUUACGAUUAUUAGAAUUUGGUUUAAGGAGAGCGCAAGGUCCUGAUGGAGGUCUAUCAGCAUCUAAAUAUUCAUAUAUAGGCGGUUUCGAUGGCACUAGCAACGUAUUAGCUGGUAAAUUAUUCAAUAUACCCGUUGGUGGAACACAAGCACAUUCAUAUAUCACAUCAUUUUCUGGUUUCACCGAAUUACAAACAACAGAACUCGCUCACAAAACAACCGGUGUCACACAUAAUCUCCUCGAAUUGUCAUUAACGUGGCGUAACAAAUUAAUACCAAUAUUUCAAGUGGUUGGCACCGAAGUAUCGGAUGGUGAAUUAGCCGCACUUAUAUCAUUUGCCAUCGCUUUCCCAGAUGGUUUUAUGGCCUUAGUGGACACAUAUGACGUAAAGAGGUAUCAUACAAGUAUGCUUUGUGAUAAACACGCGAUAAAUAAUAACAAACAACCACCAAUCACUCUUAAUUCAAAUACUACGUCCCCCACGUCAGUCGCGUCGUCAUCGUCGUCGAAUCAUAAAGAUACUGGGGAACAUGAACAAUAUGAGCAACAGCAUCAUCGUGGAGUAAAACAAUUGAAAACAACGACAAAUAAUGUAAAUAGAAAUAAUAGAAAUAGAUCUACAUCGAUUUCAUCGACUUGUUAUAAAUGUAUAAAUAUACGUAGUGAGGAUCAUAUUAAUCGUCCUACUUAUUUAUCAUCAGAGCCUUGUUGGAGGAGUGGUUUACUAAAUUUUUGUGCAGUAGCAUUAGCAUUAAAUGAACUUGGUUACCGAGCACUAGGAAUACGUAUCGAUAGUGGUGAUUUAGCUUACUUAUCAAAUAUAGCACGACAACACUUCCAAUUAAUCGGGGAACAAUUCGAUUGCGAAUGGUUCUCUAAAUUAACUAUAAUGGCCUCAAACGAUAUCAACGAAGAUACGAUUCUAAGCCUCAACGAACAAGGUCAUCAAAUCGAUUGUUUUGGUAUUGGUACACAUUUAGUGACGUGUCAACGGCAACCAGCUUUGGGAUGUGUUUACAAAAUGGUUGAAAUUAAUGGACAACCUCGUAUUAAACUUAGUCAUGAUGUGGAUAAAGUCACUAUGCCUGGACGUAAAGAUGCAUAUCGAUUAUACAGUGCGAGUGGGCAUGCGCUAAUUGAUUUGUUACAACGAUCGAUUGAAGCACCCCCAGAAGUGGGAGUGCGUGUAUUAUGUCGACAUCCAUUUGAGGAAUCUAAACGGGCGUAUGUGAUACCUGCUAAAGUACAACGGCUGCAUAAGGUUUAUUGGGCGAAUGGUCAGAUUCAACAACCGGUAUCGACGCUGUCUGAAAUACGGGAUCGUGUCACGAUGUCGUUGAAAACAUUACGCACAGAUAUUAAACGAAAUUUGAAUCCGACACCGUUUAAGGUUGCUGUUAGUGAUUGUCAGUACAAUUUCCUUCACGAUUUAUGGUUAGAAAAUGCACCGAUUGGAGAAUUAUCAUGAGUUGAUUAUCCAUCAAAUCUUUGUUUAUAUGUUUAUAUUUCAACAAAAUAAAAUUAUGAAAAAAAAGAAGAAUAUAAUAAAUAAUUUGUAAAAAAAAAAAAAUAAA